This is a messenger RNA of Topomyia yanbarensis, 675 nucleotides long. Its product is annotated as E3 ubiquitin-protein ligase PPP1R11. Gene Ontology annotation, cellular component: nucleus. Bases 115 to 585 code for a protein of 156 amino acids. NCBI's taxonomy places the organism in Eukaryota, Metazoa, Arthropoda, Insecta, Diptera, Culicidae. The transcript is spliced from 3 exons. The record is from RefSeq and is a predicted model, not a curated record. Gene Ontology annotation, molecular function: protein serine/threonine phosphatase inhibitor activity; protein phosphatase 1 binding.
CCUUGUAAAAUCAGCGAGUUGCUCUGAAAACUAAAAAGCUGUAAACUGUAGCUAGUGACAAGUUUCAAAACUUCUGUAAAAAUAGAUCUUGUGUGGUAAUCUUCAGAUCUUUACAUGUCAUCAGAGCCUCCUAGUCUGAUGAUCCGAUCGGACGUGGUUGAUAGCGUAACGAUCACCGAAUCGCUCACGCAGGAACAGAUUCCCAGUACCAGUACCCAGCAGGCACCAGUUUUACGUCUGCGGCUUCAGAAACCUCGUACAACCAAGCAGGUAAAAUGGACCAAUGGAACGGUGGAUAAUGAGCACAUGAACAAAAAGAAAUCCAAAUGUUGCUGCAUUUACCGAAAACCGACGGAGUUUGGCGAAAGUUCAUCGGAGAGCGAAGAUGAAUGCGAGCAUUGUUUUGGUCACGUCGAGAUAAAGAAAAAGAACAAAUCGGAUACGGAUCACGGAGUAGACGUUGUGGACUCUGGCGGAGGACAAUGUGAAAUAAUAACUGAAACUAAAUGCUCUAACGAUUCUUCUAAUGGCAAUGGAAAUGAUACACCAAGUGAACCAAAAGAUAGUGAACCUGAUGCGACUUGAUGAGUUGAAAUGUAGAUACCGUCGCAUGUUGUCAUCUAAUAUUUUUAGUGAAUAUAGAAUGUAUUAUGUAGUUUUUUGUUAUAAAUGAUG